This is a messenger RNA of Ornithorhynchus anatinus (platypus), 1201 nucleotides long. RefSeq names its product cyclin-dependent kinase 4 inhibitor B-like. Gene Ontology annotation, biological process: negative regulation of cell population proliferation; regulation of cyclin-dependent protein serine/threonine kinase activity. The coding region runs from base 391 to 855 and encodes 154 amino acids. Gene Ontology annotation, molecular function: cyclin-dependent protein serine/threonine kinase inhibitor activity; protein kinase binding. The record is from RefSeq and is a predicted model, not a curated record. Gene Ontology annotation, cellular component: nucleus. Lineage: Eukaryota; Metazoa; Chordata; Mammalia; Monotremata; Ornithorhynchidae. The transcript has 2 exons.
GAGAGAGAGAGAAAGAGCGAUCCCUCCCAGCCUCCUCCCAGGGCAGCUUCCCACUUCAGUGGCAAGGAGAAGGAGAAAGAGCUCCUAUCAGGAGAGGCCAGAGGCAACCCUGCAGGAGACGAGGGGAGCGUAACCGAAGACCUGGUCGAUCCCAGCGGAUCGCCCUGCCUGGGAGGCUGCCGUUGGUGAUCGAAAGCCCGGGUCCGGGUGACCGAUACGCAACAUUGGUCGCGGCAGCGGGCGGCGGCGGCAGGACAAAUGAGAGACCUGGCCCUCGAGGGGGCACUUUAGGGGAGACCUCGACCUGCGGACUGGGGGAAGGAGAGGGAGAGGGAGCGGGAGGCUGCCGGGAGGGACCCCGAGGAAGUGACCACGAGCAAUCGGCGGUGGAUGUUGGUGGCAGCGAGACGAAUGCGAGAUAAACAGGCGGAGGCACGGGGAGCCGGAGAAAGGGGCAUGUUCCGCUGCAACGUUCCCGAUCUGGCGGACGCCGCUGCCCAGGGACAAGUGGAGAUGGUGCGGCAGCUCCUGGAGGCUGGAGCGGAUCCUAACAGUGUCAAUCGUUUUGGGAGGCGGCCGAUCCAGGUGAUGCAGAUGGGCAGCACGGAGGUGGCGGAGCUGCUGCUGCAGCACGGCGCGGAGCCCAACUGCCCGGACCCCACCACGCUCACCCAGCCCGCUCACGACGCCGCCCGCGAGGGUUUCCUCGACACCCUGGUGCUGCUGCACGAGGCCGGGGCGCGGCUGGACGUCCCGGACGCCUGGGGCCGCCUCCCCGUCGACCUGGCUCUCGAACAAGGGCACCACCACGUCGCCAGAUACCUGCGCGCCGCAUUCGGGUUUGAAGGCAGCUAAAGCACCUUUCCAGCCCACCGAACCCCCCUUCCUCCCCCCCCCCCCCACUCCUCCCCGAGAGCUCGCUCUCUCUCCCUAACCCCUACGAACCAAUGGCAAAGAGAAUCGGGGGGCUAGCAUGAACUCCACACAACUCCACUUCCCCCUCCCUUCUCCCAUCCCUGCCCCAUUCCUACUGCCCCAACCUCCAGCUUUUCUCCACCCCCGAUCAGGGCAGGAAUGCACCUCUCCAUCGCAGCGAGGCGGAAUCCACCCUACUGGGAGGAGGAGGAAGAGAAAGAAUUAUACGUAGCAUCGCCCCCAAAUCUAGUGCCAAAGGAAUCCGAGUUGGUGGGUGGUUUGAGGA